GUCAUGCUGCAGCACAUCGCGACGUCGUUUGGCAAACCCCUGCGGAAGGAACCACAUGCUAAAUGUAUGUUUAUAUUAUCCUCCAAUGAGAAAACUGAACCACGAGUGUGUUGUGGGGAUUUCAAGAGCGCUCGUGACUGGAUUUUAAUAGAAGAAGUGCGAGAAAAAAGCAUAAUCGAUAAUACUGAAGCGGAUGUGCGUCACGUGGUUAGGCUGGACCAAUCGGAGCACUCCAAGUCUAGCCGAAAGUAUGCUCUUUGUUCGGGUAUUUUGCCAACUUUAUCCCCAAUUUGAGCAUAAUUCUUCUUAAAAGAGCGGGAUGUGGACACAAGGAGCGGUGUUGUGCGACAAAGGACGCGCCGAGGAUACAUUUUAUCGCCAUUUUUUUGAGGAAUGCCACGUGUUCAAGUUUCGAUAAACAGUCCGCCUAGGGUUUAUUUUAUCACAUGACUCCCCCUCCCCCACCCUGUGCCAUGAAUGGGGGAAGAAGGCGGACAUGUUUGAGGGAAAUGUGUUGGUUAAAAAGUAUCGAGGUGGAAGACAAGAAGAUUAUUUGAAGAAAGGUUUCGCAUUAUCUGGGAAUUUACCAGUCGAGAUUUGUAUUUAUUUAAUUUACAUGGUUUUUCUGACAUACUUUCUUUGGAAACAUUUAAUUUUUUACCAACAUUAUCAUCACUUCUUUUAAACAAAUGUUGUCUUUGUUUUUAUAGUGUUAAGUUCGCAACAUGUUUAGUAAUGUUUAGCCUACUAUUAUUUUAAUUUUAGUUACUUUCCAUCAUUUAUUUAUGUGACAUUGUAGGGAACCUGUAACCUUGGUGAGUGUGGGGGAUGGGCGCCUGCUGUGGUUAGGUAACCAUUUUGUGUGGUUGUUGAAUUUGUAGAGUCGGUACUUUAUUGUUAGGCAAAAGUCAUUUAAGUGCUUUUAUUUAGGAUAGGUGGCAUAUGGUCUGAGUUUUUCUUAAGUCUGGUUAAGUUGAGCUUUUGAAUCUUAGAUUUUUAGUAGGUCUGGUAGGCUGUUUCAGAUUUUGUUUAAGGCCCAUUUUAGAUUUGUCUUGUUUAUUGUCUAUAUGUUAAACAACUUAUUUUUUGUGGUUGGCUGUAGGUGUCCUUAACUUUGGUCUAAAUGUGUCUGAGGUCAGUGCAGGCAGGAAGGAAAACUGCUGUGUCAUUCAGUGGAGGACAAGUUCUUGUGACCCAGUUUGCUCUUUUUGUUGUGUGUAAAUAGUCAUGAAGGCUUGAGAAACUCCGUUCAGCACAUUUCAGUUGCAGUUGUGUCCUCUUUGGUUUCUGGCUUGUGUUACUUUGCAGAUUGCAAGCCUCCAAGGCCUUGUUUGAAUGCCUGUAGUGGGUGUCCCUGCCCCUUUGGGACACCAAAUUGCGAUUUCGCGUCAAUUUCACUUAAAUUGUGUUUCCAGUCGGGAUACAUCGCAGAUGUGUGUUUUUGUUAAACCUUGGCGUUUUUGUAAUAGUGUAAAAAUCGAUUAUAACAGCAGGCACGUUGUACUUUAAAAUGGCGGCGGUGCGCCACUUUGGAGGGACAGAAAUGCGGAUAUUCUGGAGAGAGGAGAGCGCAUAUGGGGAGAGGCUCCUGCUUCGGGGGGAUACGCGUGACCUGCUGAAACGACCAAUGGGCUUCUCUGUAUUUACACUGGAAGCCCGCGUUAGUACCUCACCGACCAAUCACCGCAGUUAAUUUGCCCAUGUUGACGUAAUGUAAUAUGAUAAGAAGCGGGGCGGCUUCCGAGCUGUCGCAUUUUGUGGAGGAUUAUGAGGAACAGCCAGUUAGAAACUGCGUUUCUGUAACACUAGGUACGCCGAGCCAAUCGUAUUGUGUAAAUUCCUUGAUGGACAGCGAGAAUUUGCGAAUAGGUUGGCCAGAAAGCUUGUCGGUGAAGUGUCGUUCUUUAUGGGUGUGGCGACUCAGACUGACAGUGCAACCAGCGAAUAGGAACUUAGGGGGCGUCGACAUCCCGGGGUAUCGUGUCCAAUAGCGUGCGCGGCAGGCCUAUAAAAGCACGGGUGUAGUCGCAUCGUCGCCAUUUCAACGAAGCAGUGUCUCGCAGUUCGUCGUGGAGGGGGCACAGGAGAAAACGGACGAACAGAGUCGGAUCCUGAUUUUUCAGUCUAGCUAAAAAACAGAAUCCGGAUCCAUCCUGAUGGAUAUGGCUUUAAACCCGCCUCUUGACAGCUCCCUGGGUGGGGUGGAGGUUAGCAUGACAGGAGUCACUCCAAUGGACCAGGGUUCUGGCACGGCGGGGAAACGCAUUCGCAAACCUUCGCUACUUUACGAGGGCUUUGAGAGCCCAGGGAUGCCCCCCCUUGGCCAGAUGACACCUUCAGGACCCCCACAGCCACCGGUGAAGGACCCAAGCCGACAGGGGAGGAUGACCAACCAGCUCCAGUUCCUACAGAAGGCCUUACUCAAGUCUUUAUGGAGGCACCACUUUGCCUGGCCCUUCCACGAACCAGUAGACGCUGCCAAGCUCAACCUGCCUGACUAUCAUAAGAUCAUCAAGCAUCCCAUGGACAUGGGCACUAUUAAGAAGAGAUUAGAGAAUAACUACUACCGCAGUGCUAGUGAAUGCAUGCAGGACUUCAACACCAUGUUCACCAACUGCUAUAUCUACAACAAGCCUACAGAUGACAUAGUGUUGAUGGCCCAGUCUCUGGAAAAAGCUUUCCUGCAGAAAGUGGCUCAGAUGCCCCAGGAGGAGUUAGAGCUUCCUCCUCCCCCUCCACGUACCAAACCAAGCAAAACUAGCAGGAAAAGCAGGGGCAAUACAGUGUCUGGAGGAGUGACAACAGCCCAUCAGGUCCCAGCGGUCUCCCAGUCAGCGUACUCUCCUCCCACCCCAGAAACACCAGACUCCCUCCUGUCCACCCCCCCACAGACAAUCCUGACCAAGAGCCUGCCCCCCACCCUGCCUACUGCACAAAGCACCCCAGCUGUGAUGGGCCUGCCUCCAACACAGCCCACUGCAAAGAAAAAAGGUGUGAAGCGGAAAGCAGACACCACCACCCCCACCACCAUGGCCAUGCCCUUGCCCAUUAUGGGUACCAUGGGUGUCGGUGGCAUCAGCUUGGGUAUGGGCGUUGGACAUGAAUCUCCACUUACCCUCACCUCUCUUGGGGUGGACCACAACUCUGGUAUGGGGAUGAAUCAGGGCCUUAGCCUUAGCCAGGGCAUGGGGAUGGGAAUGGGUCGCGGAGGAGGGAUGAUGGGUACCAAAACACCAACAGGAGGCAGAAGGGGGGUGAGUGGGCGUCCCAUAAAGCCUCCCAAGAAGGAUUUGCCAGACUCUAUGCUGCCACAGCCGGUGCGCCGCAGCAAGUUGAGCCCCCAGCUACGCUACUGCAAUGGGGUCCUGAAGGAGCUGCUGUCCAAGAAGCACGCCGCAUAUGCCUGGCCGUUCUACAAGCCUGUUGACGCCACAUCACUAGGUCUCCAUGAUUACCAUGACAUCAUAAAGCAGCCCAUGGACCUCAGCACCAUCAAGAGGAAAAUGGACAACAGAGAGUAUCGUGAGGCUCAGCAGUUCUCUGCAGAUGUCAGACUGAUGUUCUCAAACUGCUACAAGUACAACCCCCCUGAUCAUGAUGUGGUGGCUAUGGCAAGGAAACUACAGGAUGUGUUUGAGUUCUGCUUCGCUAAGAUGCCAGAUGAGCCUCCGGCGCCCCCUAGCUCCUCCUCUUCCUCCUCCUCCUCUUCUUCCUCGUCAGAGAGUGAACUCAGCAGUGAAAGUGAGGAGAGUGAGAGCAGCCCCAGCUCCGACUCUGAGGAGGAGAGAGCAAACCGCCUGGCAGAGCUGCAGGAACAGCUGAAAGCGGUCCAUGAGCAGCUCACGGCCCUCUCUCAGGGUCCCAUUGUCAAACCCAAGAAGAAAAAGGAGAAGAAAGACAAGAAAAAGAAGAAGAAGCCAGAGAAAGAGAAGCAUCGGAAGAUAGAGGAAGAACCGGUGCCGAUUCGGCCGCCUAAGACACCCAAAAUCACCAAGACCCCCAAAGCCAAGAGCAACCGAGCAACCGUUGGGACUCCUGCCAUUCAGGGCAAGAAGGCAACAGGCAGGAAGAACAACAAGAGCAAAUCCAAGAAAGCUGCCAUGACGUUCAAUGUGCAGCGUGUGGACCCCGCCGGAAUGCUGCCUCACUAUGAUUCGGACGAGGAGGAGGAGACGGCGCCCAUGUCGUACGACGAGAAGCGGCAGCUGAGUCUGGAUAUCAAUAAGUUGCCUGGAGAGAAACUGGGCCGUGUCGUCUACAUUAUCCAAGCCCGUGAGCCCUCACUCCGAGACACCAACCCCGAGGAGAUUGAGAUCGACUUUGAGACACUGAAGCCAUCAACGCUACGGGAGCUGGAAAGAUAUGUCAUGACAUGUCUUAGGAAGAAACCCCGCAAGCCGUACACGAGUAAGAAGGGUGGCGCUGGCAAAUCACGUGAAGAGUUGGCCCUGGAGAAACAACUGGAGCUGGAGAGGAGGUUAAUGGAUGUCAGUGGACAGCUUAAUUCUGGAAAGAAGCCACCUAAGGCCAAACCAGAGAAGCCCACAGCAGUGGAGCCUCAUGCCCAGCCAUCACGCCUCAGCGCCAGCAGCUCCUCCUCAGACUCCUCUUCCUCCUCCUCUUCGUCCUCGUCCUCUGACACAAGCGACUCGGACUCUGGCUGAGAAGAAGAGGGGUUUUCACAAGAGCGGGUCGAGUGUGUGACCCUGGAAGUGUCGCUUCCCACUGAGUGGACUGAACUGUAGUAGAGCUACUGAUGAUGGAGCCGCAGGGCGGAUCAGACUGGACCACAACUAGGCAGAACAGGUCCAACUCACAAGUGUACAACAGAGAGAGAUGGGGCUCUCCUGCGCUCAGCCUGUUCAUCCAUUCCUGUCCCUGCACGCAGAAAGAAGAAACGAAUGGGGUUGGAUGGAUAGAGAGAGAAACUUAUUGCCAAGGCCUGUCGUUCUCUGGAGAACUGGCGUUGUCGUGGGCAGAGCAAAGGGAUGCUCCAUCUCCUGCAGAUAAAGGGGACGAGCGACGCAUGCGAUGGAGGGAUAAGGGUGCUAAAGCCAGAAUCAGUCUUAUUUCUGGAGAUGUUUUCCCUUCUUACCGUGCCCCCUGUCUUUACGCUGUAUAGAUAAUUUGUACAGUUACAUAAAUAUCUAUUUUUCUUUUAUAAAGAAGCAUUUUAAGGAGCUAAUUUAUUCCCUCAUUCUGGGAAAGUUGAACUGGUGUGGGCAGACUUGUUUUAGUUAUUGUAUUUGUUUGUUUUUCUCUUUUUUUUAGUGAUAAAGAGGGUAAAGUGGGAAACAGGUGUGUUUCUGAGUCUGUCUUUUGUGUGUGUGUGUGUGUGUGUGUGUGUGUGUGUGUGCGCGCGCACGUGUUUAUGUAUGUGUGAAUGAAUGUGUGAGGCAUGUGUUUGCAUGCACAUGUGUGAGUGUGAGAUCCGGCACCACAAGUGUAGCCUUGUGAAGUUCCUCAUAGUCUUGACGCAGGCGUGGAAAAAAUCCGUCUGCAUCCAGAAGCACCUUGGUUCAGCAGAAUACAGAAUGCAUGCAAUACGGAGGAGCUGACAAACAUCCCUGUUGUACAUCUGCAUACUCAUGUACUAUGUACUGCUUUACUGCAUCCUUGUGUACUCAUGUACUUCUCUGAAAGGGUUGGCCACUGUACAGAAAUGUGACGUAGUUAACACGUUGGUUUUUAGGUGAAAUAUAUUUCUGUUCUCAUGUUGGCUGUUUUUUCUCCCUUUCCUAUUUCUCUGUAAACGUGUGUUGCUUUUUUCUUCUUGUGACCAAUCUGCUAAUAAAUUAUGAGGACACGUCUUGUCCACUCACCCGUGCCCAAAUAACAGUUUUAGUUAUUUUAAUUUUUUGUUUUUGUGGUUGGUUCUGUUUUGGUUUUGUACGUUAGUCACAACACAUUUGAUAAGAAUAUUUUAAAGUUUAAAACAAGUUUUGUUGGUAGGUAUAUUUGACAUUUUAUUCAACUGUAGGCGAUGUCUUGGUGCAGUUUGAGUUGGUUUCCCAUGGGCCAUCACUUCUGAAUGGUGUUGGUGUUGCCAUAGCAAAUUACAACAACUUUGUCUAUAAAACAAUUUUGCCUUUGACAACUAGGGCAGCUGAAAGUUUAUUUUCUAUUGUUUAGAAAUAUGUUUCUUUAUUUGUUCUGUGAUGCACAGAUAAACAAUACCAGGUUGGAUAAUAUCAUUAGCCCAAUUUGGGGAAAAUUUGGCUGUGGCUGGUAAGCUUGUCUGCUCCACCAGCCGCUGUGGCAGGUAACUCAUCCAGUCUUUUCUAAAAAGCAGUCUGGCUGGUGAAAUAAAGUGGUUUCUGAAUUUUGGGUUCCAGCAGCCACUUUGUCCAGAGGAUACAAAAGUUAACUUUCCUGCCCAGAGGAAUAAAUGAUGCACUGUUUUAUGUUUUGGCGGUACUACUAAACUAAUUUUGUGAUUUAGGUAAAGUGUGUAUCUAGUUUUUUCUUUUUAAAUCAUUUAUGGCUUGAGAUUGGAUUAUUUGUAUGUGUGAAAUAAAUUAUUUAUUUAGGAUGAAUUUGAAUGGAGAUAAAACUUUUCUUAAUACUGAAAGGAACCGUAAGCUUUUACGUCAUCAAUCUACUUUUAAGAAAUAUAUACAGAUUAAGGUAACUCAGUCAAGAUGCUGUCAGAAGUGUACAUAUUUUACAGUCCAGUUUUGGAGCAUGUUUGUUUUUCUUUCAGUAACUUAGUCAAGAUUUAUCUUUCCCCAGCUAAGAUUGUUUUUUUUUUCUUUCUCUAUUGUUCUAAGACAAAUGUACUCCAGAGCUGUCAGUCUUACUUUUCUGAAGUUUGUCAGAAAUCUAAAUGCCUCUGUACUUGACUCCACCAUUCAUCUGAACACCUGUACAUAAAUAAACUGAGAAAUGUUCAUGUUUUU
This is a messenger RNA of Myripristis murdjan (pinecone soldierfish), 6899 nucleotides long. RefSeq names its product bromodomain containing 2a (gene brd2a). Gene Ontology annotation, biological process: chromatin remodeling; regulation of DNA-templated transcription. Gene Ontology annotation, cellular component: chromatin; nucleus. The transcript has 12 exons. The coding region runs from base 2157 to 4664 and encodes 835 amino acids. NCBI's taxonomy places the organism in Eukaryota, Metazoa, Chordata, Actinopteri, Holocentriformes, Holocentridae. The record is from RefSeq and is a predicted model, not a curated record.